Messenger RNA from Trichoplusia ni (cabbage looper), 603 nucleotides. Its product is annotated as UPF0764 protein C16orf89 homolog. Gene Ontology annotation, cellular component: cytosol; membrane. The annotation marks the transcript as partial. The transcript has 3 exons. The record is from RefSeq and is a predicted model, not a curated record. Lineage: Eukaryota; Metazoa; Arthropoda; Insecta; Lepidoptera; Noctuidae.
AUUUACUUUUUAUUUUGUUUAGAUGCCUGCAUCGCACUCUUGGGGGAACACCCAAUCGCUGAGGGCAGUCAUAAAGUUGAAAUCACCUGUAAAACUCCUAAAAAAUGCAAAGACGGGAUAAGUAACGGCAGCGACUUUGGCUACGGCCUAACACACAGGGUGCUAUAUUUACUGUUAUCACGAUUUGCCCGGGGUUGCUCAGUUUUCUCCUUGAAGGAGGACAAAUUUAAGUUGGACAAGUACUGCAUGAGGGCCUUUAAUGAGGCUCAGUUCAUCGCUGGGCAAGGCUAUAAAAAACCGGACCUGAUGAUGGAACAGAUCGUUAUCUGCACUCUAAUAGGACACGCACAGUUCCUCCAAGUCGAUUGGAUUAAACACUUUUUGACGUAUCAAACCUCUUCGGGUUGCUUCACCGAUGAUUCAUCGCUCUUGGGGGUGAAUGAAUUGCCGAUGGUGGAGGUUCCUGGGGACGACUGGACGUUAUCUAACAACGUUAUCAUGAACGGGGCUUGUAAUGGUCACACCACAGCCGUUGCUUCAGCCAUGUUGGCCUCCGUACUAAGAUACAUUCUUGAGCAUAAUAAUAGCAGUACCACUUAGGUU